AUGGAAAACCAGCUCUGGUAUGAUAACCUGGGGUGCUGCAAUCAGUACCAAGAAAAUCCCCUGGAUGCUGAGGACUUCCUACUCCUACUGCUGGGCCUUAUGGUUCUUGUCAACAUUGGGAUAAACGUGGCAACUGUGAUGUGACAUGGGCUCCAGAAUGCCUUAGACAAGACGAACUAUUGGAUUAACCAGGAAAAUGAAAUCUUGCAGGUUUGUGACAGUUUCUCCAAAGAUCCCUCCUCAGCCAAGGUCCAAGAUGUCCACAUCCACUGCCCCCUGGACCCUGUAGAAGUGGAGAUAGCCCAGCCCAUUUGCUACUCCUUUUCCUCCAACCACCAUCUCCGCAGUGGUCAUUGCCUCCGCCACCUCCUAAGACAAUGUCACCACCCCUGCUGCGCCCAGCAGAGGCCAAAGAACCACAGACAAUUCCCCCACAACCGCUCAGUCUUCCACAGCCAACACUGCAGUCACAAGAAGUCACAGCUGCCGUUGAUGCCCUCCUUUGAUCAGGAGGACCUGAACUCCUAGCUGGAGGAGGGAGAUGACCUGUCCUUCCCACAUUCCAAGUACCCAUGGCGAGGCUGGGGAGAGCUCUACCAGCAAACGGGCCGGCCCUCCAGCAUGGGACUGUGGGCCCACCAGGGUGGCAUCCUGGCCAGCUUGCCACCACCCUCUCUCUACCUGUCACCUGAGCCGUGCGGUGUGCCCAAGCGUGUGGAGGCCAAGUCGGAGCUGAGGCUUCAGGCUUGCAGGCACCACUGCUCAGUCCCACAUCUGGGGCAAUCUGGAGACUGAGAAUGGACCCCAUCACCACUACCUCCCCGCCAGCUACCCCAUCCUUCCUGGGUCCCUGGGAGGCAUAGCCCUUACCCCUCAGGGGGUCAUCUCCUGUAUGACUCCUGGGAUCAGCGGCAUGGUCUAGGGGGUUCUGAGCCUCCAUCUGCCCUGGUGCCCCGGGACUCCCGUCCUGAGGCUCGGGAGCCCUCCUCCCCACAGUCCCACUGGCGGAGCAGCCCUGCCCAUGCUUAUAGCUAGCCCAACCGCAGCCCCCACCCCUCCCUGAUACCGGGCUAUAGCUGCCGGGAUCCUUGUGAGGUAAGGCAGUGAGCAGCUGAAUGGGCUGAGAUGCUGCUGGCUCGGCACCUUCUGACCACAUCCACCUCCUUCACUGAGUUGGGCAAGGCCUCAUACCAUCAGGCUGUGCCUCCCAGUUCAUCCCUGUGCCCCCUGUCCUCCCAGCCCCUCCCUGACGUCCAGGCUACUGAGCUCCCCCCACCCCCAUUUACCUUCAUGCCACUCAGCCGGAACCUCGUGGGCAAUGCCAGCUGCCUGGUGUAUGACAGUCUGGAGCUGAAGUGGCAAGUGCAGGAAAGCAGAGCUCGGGCCAGCUCACUGCCACCACCUUCCACCUCAGUCUCGAGGCCCUCUCUGUAUAGGAGCUGA
Manis javanica (Malayan pangolin) is the source of this 1443-nucleotide messenger RNA. The record is from RefSeq and is a predicted model, not a curated record. Lineage: Eukaryota; Metazoa; Chordata; Mammalia; Pholidota; Manidae.